Molecule: messenger RNA, 1080 nt
Organism: Venustampulla echinocandica
Lineage: Eukaryota; Fungi; Ascomycota; Leotiomycetes; Helotiales; Pleuroascaceae
Product: putative gata transcription factor protein
Exons: 3
Coding region: 1-1080 (359 amino acids)
Biological process (GO): positive regulation of transcription by RNA polymerase II; negative regulation of transcription by RNA polymerase II
Molecular function (GO): DNA-binding transcription factor activity, RNA polymerase II-specific; zinc ion binding; RNA polymerase II cis-regulatory region sequence-specific DNA binding
Source: RefSeq, a predicted model, not a curated record
AUGUCGCCGUCAGCAACGUCGGGAGGAGGGCAAAGCAACUCACCUCCAAUAUGUGGUCACGUGUCGGCCAUCCAUCCGCCUGUGGAACUUGGCCGACGUGCCGGGCACAAGCGAUAUCAGAGACUCCGGUAUCAGCGCAUCCGCGAACUUGAAAUUUUCAACUCCCCCAUCCCUUAUCGCACAAUCACGAUAAAGAUCAGGAGGACUCCCACCACCGCCCAACACACCGAACUCUUGCACUUCAUGGCGACCAUGGCUAACAACGAUCGCGAACCCUUACAGCCCACCUGCCAGAAUUGCACCACGUCCACGACGCCUCUCUGGCGACGCGAUGAGAUCGGCUCCGUGCUGUGCAAUGCCUGUGGUCUCUUUCUCAAGCUCCACGGCCGUCCGCGCCCGAUAAGCCUAAAGACAGAUGUUAUCAAGAGUCGCAAUCGGACGGUCUUCGAUGUCAAUGGCGUCGAGCAGACGCGAUCGCAAGCAGGAACACCACCACCAGGCACCCUCGGGCAUCGUCGAACCUCUCAAAAGUCUGCAAAUGGGCAUUCCGAUGGCUCGAACUCUCCUAUCUCUCGAACUGCGACGCCCUCAAUGUUUGGCACCCAUCUGCCGCCCUUCAACGGCCACCCUCUUGACGAGCACUACAAUCACCAUUCACCCUCGCUCGCCCCGAUGCACCUCCGCCAACCAUCGCCAGGUCGCUCUACCUCCCCACUGAACGGAUCACAGGGUCUCGAGGUCCCCCAGACAUACGAGCAGCUUAUCGCACAUAACUCUGCUCUCAAGACACGGGUGAGCGAGCUCGAGGUUAUCAAUGGGCUGUUCAAGGGAAGGGUCGCACAGCUGGAGCAGGAUGAAGGGAAUGCCAGGCGAGGCGAGGAGAUGCAUAGAGAAUCCGAGGCGACCCUCCUGCAACGACUUGAGGAAUCCCAGCGUCGCGAGAACCAGCUUAAGCAUCGCCUAGAUGACGUUGAGCGUGAGCUGGCCGACCUACGUGAUGGAGCGCCGCGUGCCAAGAAGAUGCGCGUGUCGGAUGUUGUAGAUGGCAGCGAGUCCUCGACCCCCCAAUCCGUCACGUAG